Messenger RNA from Cyprinodon variegatus (sheepshead minnow), 1525 nucleotides. RefSeq names its product dickkopf WNT signaling pathway inhibitor 1 (gene dkk1b). Gene Ontology annotation, biological process: negative regulation of canonical Wnt signaling pathway; multicellular organism development. Gene Ontology annotation, molecular function: co-receptor binding; receptor antagonist activity. The coding region runs from base 144 to 926 and encodes 260 amino acids. Lineage: Eukaryota; Metazoa; Chordata; Actinopteri; Cyprinodontiformes; Cyprinodontidae. The record is from RefSeq and is a predicted model, not a curated record. The transcript has 4 exons. Gene Ontology annotation, cellular component: extracellular region.
UCAUCCUCAAGACUUUUUAGAGUCAGGAGGCAUCCGACCGUUGCGCCAUAACUGUCUGGGAAACUUUGGGAUAUCAGCGCCUUUUGGACUUUGUCACUUUUCACCAUUCAGCAGAAAAUAAAGGAUUCAUUUUUUCUCUUUUUAUGUCUGUUAAAGAGCUGAAAAGAAGCAUCAUGCUGAUGCCCUUAGCGCACCACAUCUUGGCUUUACAGCUCAUUCUGUUUGGAUACUGUGGAGACGUUUACGCGGGAGCAGCCCUGAAGAACUCCAACGCGAUAAAAACCUUAACUGGUGCGGGCAAAAGUGCGGACACAGUUAGUCCAAGUCCGCGCACCUCACCACCCGGUGGCACGGGGCACAGAUCACCCAUGGAUACUUUGCAGUCAGGUGGUUGCACGGAUGAUGAGGACUGCGGAGGUGAUGAGUUCUGCAAUGACGCCCGGGGUGUUUGCCUGCCGUGCCGCAAGUGCAGGAAGCGCUGUGUAAGGGACUCCAUGUGCUGCGCAGGAAAUCGCUGCAUCAACGGUGUUUGUCAGGUAAAUGACAUCCAUAACUCAGACUCUUUUGUCACCACUGGCUGGCAUAAACACAACAACACCAUGGAGCAUCAAGGAAAGAGAACACCCACAGCCCCUGGCUUUCAACUAAACUCUGUCAAAGGUCAGGAGGGAGAUGCGUGUCUAAGAUCCAGUGACUGCUCUGAGGGUCUGUGCUGUGCCAGACACUUUUGGUCCCGCAUCUGCAAGCCCGUGCUGACAGAGGGCCAGGUGUGUACGCGUCACCGCAGGAAAGGCAACCAUGGUUUGGAGCUGUUCCAGCGCUGCGACUGUGGUGAAGGCCUGGUGUGUCGGCAGGAGAAAGGAGAGCGAGAUCAGGGUGUCAGCAGGACUGCAGCGCGGAACCUACACACCUGUCAGAGACGCUGACACAACCACACGGACAGAGAGACAGAAAAAUAAAAACCCACAUCCACUCACACACAAAGACACACAUCGAUAAAUCAGUGACAGACACUGCAGACACUGACAAAUCCUCCUCUUCAGACCUUGUGUUCACCAAAGAUGCUGACACACACCAGACAGCCUACACCUGAGACAUUCUUUCCUGCCGAAAUUGCUGACAACAAUACAUCACCUGGAAGGAUGGACAUGAAUCCUGGAAAGUGAUACACCCACAGGGACACAACAUUGUAAGGCCAGCUUUUCCUAAACCCCAUCAACAGGUGGAGAAUCAAAAAACAGAAAGUGACAUUCCAGAAGGAUGAUUCGAGUCGUCAGUGGCAGAACUGCUUUUGUUUCUCUUUUUUGGAACUUCAAGCCACUCUUUUUGCAGUAAAUUACUGUAUUGUAAAUAAUCCUGCAGGUGGCACUUAUUUGUCCCAUUGAUUUAAAUCAACAGUAGUAUUAUAAAAGACAUGGAGAUGCAUGUUUUGUAAAUAUGUUACAUAAAAAGUUUAAAAUAUAUUGUUUUAUAAGAAACUAUGUAAAGAAAAUGUGAAUAUUUGUUCUAUUAAAUGUCUCAUCAU